Molecule: messenger RNA, 1038 nt
Organism: Trichoplax adhaerens
Lineage: Eukaryota; Metazoa; Placozoa; Uniplacotomia; Trichoplacea; Trichoplacidae
Exons: 2
Coding region: 1-1038 (345 amino acids)
Biological process (GO): G protein-coupled receptor signaling pathway
Cellular component (GO): membrane
Molecular function (GO): G protein-coupled receptor activity
Source: RefSeq, a predicted model, not a curated record
AUGGCCAACAGCUUGACCACUACCCAGAUAAGCCCACCACUUACACAGUUUAAUACAAGUGUCUUAAAUUUGGCUACCAACCAAUCAAUAUCUAGCCCAAACAUACAAUUCAUAUACAACCCUGCGAAAGCCGUCAUAUACGCUGUUGUUCUAUCUAUUUUCAGCAUGAUAUCCAUUCCACUUAAUCUAUUUAAUUUAAUCACCUUGUAUCGUAAUCCUAUCUUGCACAACAUGAACAAUUUGCUCAUUGGAAACCUAGCUUUAGUCGAUUUUCUAAAUGGACUGAUUGUUUUACCACUUAUUAUUCUUACAUCGCUAAUAGGCUAUCCAGGCCAUUUCAUAUGCCAAUUACAAGGAUUUUUCGUACUUAUGCUGUAUUUGGCUUCGUUAUCGUCUACAUCAGCAAUUAGUGUUGACCGUUUUUAUGCAGUUAUCAAGCCCUUUCGUUAUAGUUCCAUCAUUACUCCUAAAAAAUGUAUCAUUAUAACAUUAUAUAUUUGGCUUAUACCGUUAAUAUUUGGGAUUACACCUACGCUUGGAUUGCAAAAAUAUGGUUUGGGACGUUAUUUUCUGCUAUAUUUUUGCGCGAUCUCUUUUGAAAAAUUUCAAGAAAACUACUUGAUACAUGCCUUACUAAUGUUUUAUAUUAUUAUUAUUAUGUUUCCAUUACUAUAUCUAUUAUUAUUAUAUGUUAUAUCAUUAUUUUUUAUGAUUGCUUAUCAAAAAUCAGCACAAGAUUUGGCCCGUGGCAACUUAAAAAAGUCAAUUCGCACAACUUCAAUGAUUAUUGGAACAAACUUAGUCUGUUGGUUGCCCUAUGUCAUUAUUGGUAUUCGAAGUGUUGCUUAUAUCAACCGCGAUGUAGUACCAGUUUAUCGUCCAACUUUUGCGAACAUUAUAUCUGUAAUAUUAAUUUUCAGUAAUUCUGCUAUUAACCCAGUUAUCUAUGCAACGACAAAUAGUUUUAUACGCAAGCGAUUUUGCGGGCUUUUACAUUCUAACCGUAUUCAACCAUGGACGUCUGCUACACCAAGAUAG